Molecule: messenger RNA, 916 nt
Organism: Opisthocomus hoazin
Lineage: Eukaryota; Metazoa; Chordata; Aves; Opisthocomiformes; Opisthocomidae
Source: RefSeq, a predicted model, not a curated record
AUGGCGGGGCGACAGCGCGUCUCUGGCAUCGCAGGGGGGUCUCUGAGCCUUGGGGCCGUUGGCAGCGGUUUUUUAGGGAAGAUGAAACCCCUUUUUUUGAAAGGGCUCAUCACAAUAAAAGAAGCCCAUGAUAUAGAAGCCAGGCUUAAUGAAGUGGAAAAGCUUCUGAAGACUGUUAUAAACAUGCCCUGGAAGUAUUCAAGAUCUGAAGUCGUCCUCACGUUCUUUGAGAGAUCUCCUUUGGACCAAGUUCUAAAAAAUGAUAAUGUCCAUAAGAUUCAGCCAAGCUUUCAAAGUCCAGUUAAAAUAUCAGAAAUCAUGCGCUCAAAUGGAUUUUGUUUGGCCAACACUGAAACAAUAGUCAUUGACCACAGUAUACCCAACGGCAAAGAGAAGCACCUGGACGUAGAUGCAGCAGAACACUUGUUUGAAAGUGUUAGUGACUUUACCUCGGAGCUAGAAGACAGCGAUGAUCCAACAGCUUAUGUCACCAAUUUGACAUACUACCACCUGGUCCCCUUUGAGACUGAUAUUCUGGACUGAGGCUGCUCGGGGACGCAGUCAGCCAGCACCCAGCUGACCGCUUUGUCCACAGGCUCUGCUGUCUCCGGCCUUGCAUCUCUGUGAAGAAGGCUGUGCGGGCAAGACCAGCAGCAGAGAAGUUGCAGCAAGUACGCCACAAAGCUGGUUUUGUAGUCUGGCCAUCCGUUGUGUGUUGUGGAGACAUCUUGUAAGGAGGUGACUGCUUCGCUGUUGACAACAAACUCGUUUUCCCUGAAAGGAAGGCAGUAGAGGCCACUUGGGGCUGGAGGAAAUCUCUGCUGUGUCUGUGGGAACUGCCACUCUGAUGCAGCCAUCAGAAACUUCUGCUGUAGCAUGCUGUCACCCAUGCUCCUUGGCUUGCAGUGCAAGUUGA